AUGCACUCCUACUUAUUGUUUAGAAUGUUUAAAUUUAUAAAUUUGUACUAAAUUGUGCUACUAAUUUUUAGUUAAUCUUAAUGUGCAUCCUAUAUCUAAGGAAAAUUUAAUCAAACUGAUAAAUCAAUUGGUUAUUAUAUUAAUUUGGCUAUUUUUAAAUGUGUUACUAUUUCUGGAGAUUUAAUUGUUGCUGGAGCUGAAAUGUGCGAUGAUGGAAACGAUAAUCCUAUCGAUGGAUGUAAUAUGUGUGCUAAUUUAUGUGAUUUAUGUAUUUUUGGUGUUUGUAUUUCUGCUUAAUUUUCAAUCAUUAAUACCAAAUGCAAAUCAGAAUUUUACUUAUUAAACAACAAUGGUAAAUGUGCUCCUAUAUGUGGAGAUAAAAUUGUAUCAUACUACUAAGAAUAGUGGGAUGAUGGUAAUUUAAUUUCUUAUGAUGGAUGCGAUUUAUGGCAACUAACUUGUUAAGAAUAAUUUAUGUCAUGCCUUUUUUUGUAAAUGUUAACAAUGUAAUUAAGGAUAUAAAUUAAAUUAAAAACUAAAAUAGUGCAUUUCAACAUGUGGAGAUAAUAUACUAUCUUCAGUGAUGGUAUUAUCUCAAAAUUUCAAUAUUGUGAUGAUUUUAACUUUAUAAUCGAAGAUGGAUGUUCAAAUUAUUCAUUUUAAUGUGAAAAAACUUGUAAUCUAUGUUCCUUUGGAAUUUGUGUAUCCUGUCAAAAUGGGUAUUAUUUAAAUUAAUCCAAAAAAUAAUGUUUUCCUAUUUGUGGAGAUAAAAUGAUUUAAGGAGAUUCUGGAUGUAUUAAUUGUCAAUUAUAUGCUCUCCAUAAUGUUAAAUUUGCACAUACGGUUAAUGUUUAAAAUGUAAAGAGUCUUUAGGAUUGUAUUUAAAUUAUGAAAAUGAUAAUUGUUACACUUAAUAUGGAGAUUCAAUUAUUAGUGACUAUGAAGAAUGUGAGGAUUCUAAUUCUUAAUUAAACAAUGGAUGCAAUUAAUGCAUUUUACAAGUUAGAAUGAAUGUUCAAAAAGUAUUUUUGGAUAGUGUUAACAAUGUGAUUAUGGAUAUACUUUAAUUAAUAAUAAAUUUAAAUCAGUAUGUGAUGAUGGUAUAAAACCUGGGAAUGAAGAAUGUGAUAUAGGAAUAAUUAAUUUAAUGGAUUAGAAUAUGUUAAUUGCAUAAAUUUUCAGAUGGUUGUAAUAAUUGUGUUUAUGGUUAAUGUUUAAAAUGUUAAAAUAAUUUUGGAUAUUAUUUUAAUUUAAAUAAUUUAUGGGAAUCAAAAUGUGGGUGAAAAUUGUGAUGAGUUUUAGGAAUCAUGUAUAAGUUAUAAUUUUUUAUGGGAUAUUAAUUGUGAUUAAUAUUAAUUUGGAAUUUGCUAAAGUUGUAAAGAUGGAUAUCAAUUAUUAUUAAAUAAAUGCAUUUGUAUUUGCGGAGAUAUAAUUUAAAAUAAAUAAUGAAGAUUGCGAAAAUGAUGAUAUUAUUCCUUUUGGUAGUUGUUAUUUAUGUAAAUAUUAAUGUUAAAAUGAAUGCUAAUAAUGA
Messenger RNA from Paramecium sonneborni, 1531 nucleotides. The record is from the annotation of a GenBank genome assembly. NCBI's taxonomy places the organism in Eukaryota, Ciliophora, Oligohymenophorea, Peniculida, Parameciidae.